UUUUGUUUAUUUACUGCAUUAUUUCAUUGACAACUGUCAUUAAACAAGUGCCAAUAAUUAUUCUACUCUUACUUGUUGAUUUACUUAAAUAUGCUUUUUUAAAGUCGUUCUAUUUUCACUGGAUUAUCAACAACCACUCCGACCUUGAACUUGUCUCAUCGCAUAGAACAAUGUUCAAAAUAUUUCUUUGAUUAUUAAAAAUAAAAGCAUUCUAGGCUUUUAUUAUUAUUAUUAUCAUAAUUGUUGUGUUUUGUUUAAUAAUAUUUAAAUUAUUCAGUCUUUUUGUUUAUUAUCAGUAACAGCCGGGGGUGAAUUUAACAAAAUGUCAAAUUCUUCUCAUUCAAAAGUAAUGGCAACUAUCGGCGUUGGUGUCGGUAUGACAGUUUUAUCCGGCCUCUCAUUCCUCUACUAUAAAUAUACCAAGAAGGAAGUAAUUCCCACUAAAUGGAGACAAGUUGGAGAACUUGACGAACUCUAUAUGUAUCCCAUAAAAUCUUGUGGGGCAGUUGAGUUGGACGAAGCUGUUUGUGAAAAUCUAGGAAUUCGCAAAGGAGAUAUCAAAGACAGAUCUUUGAUGAUCAUUGAAAAAAGUGGACAAGUUAUAACUGCUCGAACUUACCCAAAGAUGUUUCAAAUUUCCCCAAAAAUUGUCGGUCAUUCAAAACUGAUUUUCUCUGCGCCUGGAAUGAAAGAUCUACAUUUUGACUUUCAUGCUCUGGGUGAUAAUUCAAGGGGGGAUGUGGAGGCUCUUAUUUAUGGAUACACUGCCACGGUGUUAGAUUGUGGUGAGAUUUAUCAUAAAUGGCUUUCGGAGUAUAUUUUGGGAGAAUCAGAAGGUUUGCGAUUGGUUUAUUAUCCAUACUCAUUUCCAACAAGGCCAAUUGAUAAGGACUAUUCAGAGGGUGUCUUUACCAAACAGGAUACUGGUACAUUCCAAGACAUAUCGAGUUAUCAUUUGAUCAAUAACAAUUCUGUUGAGGAAUUGAAUACACGUUUAAAGGAACCAGUUCCAUUCACACAAUUUAGGGCGAAUUUCAAUAUUAAAACCACCGGACAACCUUAUGAGGAAGAUAAUUGGCAAUGGAUUCGAAUUGGAAAUGAUUCAAUAUUUCGAAAUAUUGGACCAUGUUACAGAUGCAUUUUGCCAAAUAUCAAUCCUUAUACAGCUACUCGUCAUUCCGAAGCAGAACCAUUGAAAACUUUAAAAACGUAUCGUGUUAUUCCUGGUGCUAAAUCUAAGUCCCCUGGCAUAGGUAUCCAAAUGGGACUGAGAGCUCAAGGACUUGUUAGGAAAGGCGACUGUAUUUUUGUAGAAGACUUAUCGAAUUAAUUGUUUUUUUUUUUGUUAAAAGAGUUGU
Messenger RNA from Eupeodes corollae, 1358 nucleotides. RefSeq names its product mitochondrial amidoxime reducing component 2-like. The transcript is spliced from 4 exons. Bases 323 to 1330 code for a protein of 335 amino acids. The record is from RefSeq and is a predicted model, not a curated record. Lineage: Eukaryota; Metazoa; Arthropoda; Insecta; Diptera; Syrphidae. Gene Ontology annotation, molecular function: catalytic activity; molybdenum ion binding; pyridoxal phosphate binding.